Colius striatus (speckled mousebird) is the source of this 936-nucleotide messenger RNA. Its product is annotated as olfactory receptor 4S2. The record is from RefSeq and is a predicted model, not a curated record. NCBI's taxonomy places the organism in Eukaryota, Metazoa, Chordata, Aves, Coliiformes, Coliidae. Gene Ontology annotation, cellular component: membrane. Gene Ontology annotation, molecular function: G protein-coupled receptor activity; olfactory receptor activity. Gene Ontology annotation, biological process: G protein-coupled receptor signaling pathway. The transcript has a single exon. The coding region runs from base 1 to 936 and encodes 311 amino acids.
AUGGAGAACACAAGCAGUGUGAAGGAAUUCGUUCUUCUGGGCUUCUCAGAGAAUCAGAGGGUGCAGAAAAUAUGUUUUGUGAUGUUUCUGUUCUUCUACAUGGUUAUUGUGUCAGGAAACCUGCUCAUUGUUAUCACUGUAACUAGCAGCCAAGGCCUGAACUCCCCCAUGUAUUUCUUCCUCUCCUACCUGUCCUUGGUAGACAUCUGUUACUCUUCCGUCACGGUUCCCAAAAUGAUCGCUGACUUCCUUGUUGAAAAUAAAACCAUCUCCUUUGUGAGCUGCAUAGCACAAGUCUUUGGGGUGCAUUUCUUUGGCUGCACAGAGAUCUUCAUCCUCACAGUGAUGGCCUACGAUCGCUACGUUGCCAUCUGCAAACCUCUCCACUACACCACCCUCGUGACCAGGCGCGUGUGUGGCUGGAUGGUGAUCAGCUCAUGGGUGGGAGGCUUCUUGCACUCCCUAGUGCAGACUCUCAUGGUCACUCCUCUCCCCUUCUGUGGUCCUAACAAAGUUGACCACUACUUCUGUGAUGUGCGCCCCCUGCUACGACUGGCCUGUAGCAACACCUACGUUGUGGGCAUCGUGGUUGUCGCCAACAGCGGAAUGAUAAGUCUGAGUUGUUUCUUCAUCGUGCUCACGUCCUACGUUGUCAUCCUGAUCUCUUUGAAAGGUCAAACACCUGAAGGGUGGCACAAGGCCCUCUCCACCUGUGGGUCACACAUCACUGUGGGGAUUCUGUUCUUCGGGCCGUGCACGUUCACCUACAUCCGUCCGUCCAGCAACCUGUUGCAGGACAAAAGCGUGGCUGUGUUUUACACUGUCAUCACCCCCAUGCUGAACCCCCUCAUCUACACGCUGAGAAACGAGGAGGUGAAGAGUGCCAUGAGAAAACUGUGGCACAGAAAAGUGGCCAGUGAAAAGGGGAAGGUGUAG